Galleria mellonella (greater wax moth) is the source of this 2696-nucleotide messenger RNA. RefSeq names its product protein spaetzle 4 (gene spz4). Bases 147 to 1586 code for a protein of 479 amino acids. Gene Ontology annotation, molecular function: Toll binding; growth factor activity. Lineage: Eukaryota; Metazoa; Arthropoda; Insecta; Lepidoptera; Pyralidae. The transcript is spliced from 6 exons. Gene Ontology annotation, biological process: innate immune response; regulation of Toll signaling pathway; central nervous system formation. Gene Ontology annotation, cellular component: extracellular region. The record is from RefSeq and is a predicted model, not a curated record.
UUGACGACAAGUGCAUGACUUUCCUUGAAGUGCAGUUAAUGCAGUCCUUGGCAAUGCGAAAGUCAGCCAGCCAGUUGGUGAGAAGCCGUGGACUCGGCCGCUUGUGUUCACAAUGUCUGACGCGAGUCCGGUGAAAGUUUAGUGAGAUGCGGCUCUUAAGCGCCUUUAUGUUUGUGGUGACAUGGACAGCAAGCAGUGCGGGGUACGACUACGCGUCGGCGUGCGCGCGGCCGUACCGCGCGAGUCGUGCGCGUGCGCCGGCCGCUCCUUGUGACCUCAGCAAGCAGAGCUUCUGCACCACGCCCGGCACCAACUACCCUUGGCACGCGAUCAGGAGAUUUGUUAGAGAGAACCAGGGUCUCAUGAGGAGAAUGUACGGAGAAGAACGUCACAUAUCAGUGUUGAAAGCAGAGUUGGAAAAUUUCAUAGAAAUUGACGGAGAAGACGAUAUGAAAAAACCCACAAAUUUCGCGGAGGAUAUUAUUAAAACGAAAAUGAUGUAUACAAAGAUAGGCACCGGUCGUGCCAUGAAAGAUAAGCCUCACUUCAGGCCAAUUCAAUCCAACGAUAAAAACAAAAGAGUUGAAAAUGAAACACUAAAAGUAAAACCUUUAAAUAAUAAUAUAAAAGUUAAUAAAACUCACAGCGGUAAUAAAACAGAAACAACCAGUAAUACGACUGAUAAUGCAGAAAAUGGAAUUUCCUAUAAGACUAAACUAGAAAGCAUAGCCAAUAUAGAGAUAAAUAAUUUAGAUCCAGAUAUUAUUACACUUGAGGCUGUUAUAAAACAAAGCAUAGAAACUAAUGGCAUAUUUAGUAAACCAUCUGGUGAUUCUAAAAGAGAACCUAUUAAAAUUGAUGAAAAAAAUAAAACUUCGUCGAAUAAAAACACCACUACAGAAAAUAUAUUAAACACAACUGAGAGUUUGACUGAAGACUAUGAUGACGAAGCAACCACAGAAACUGAUAAAGAUGGCUUUAAAUCUAUGGAUGCAGAUACGUCGACUUUACCUCCAACACUUCUUUUUUCCGAACACGAAAAGAUUAACACGAAAGCUGAUAAAACUGAUACAAAAAUUAAUGACAAAAAAGAAGAGUUUCAUCUUAAACCGCUUCAGCAUGCAGAAAAUUUGCGGCCAGCUUUUAUAAAAUUACGAGGAGCAAACGCUUGUGAAACAAAAGAAGAGAUGCAAGCUCCAUUCUGGGCCAACAACACUAGGGGCGAGGUGUUGGCGCUGCUUAACAUGUACCCCUUCGAGCAGUAUAUACACCUGGAAACAUGCGUCCAAGAAAAGAAGCAAAUGUACUGUCGAGAAGGAUGCUUAUGCGAGCAGCAAUACCGGUUACACCGACUCUUAGCAUACGACCCUCACAACGAGUGCCGCGGUAUCUUCGCUGACUGGUUUAAGUUCCCGGCGUGUUGUGUGUGCAAGUGCUAUGACGUGCCGGUCGAGUUUCGUGCCAGAUCGCCCAGGAUACACCACCCUCGGUACGACGAGGAUGUCAAAAGAGUCAUAUAUGAGGACGCAGCGAGGGAUUGGUACGCGAUGUCAGCUUUCGGAGAUGAAGAGGAUGAUUUGUUCUAAAGAUUCUCUUGUCCUCUGAUACUAACAGAAGAUGUAGUUAACUUAACCCACCUGGAUUAAUUUAGGUUUGAAUUAGAAGUUAACACGCAACUCAAAGUUAAGCUCAAAUUAAUGUCUUUGAGUAAUAUUAGUAAAUUUAAUUGUACUUAAUUUGUAUAUUAUAUUUAUCCUUGUAUAUAUGAAAUCAUAGCAGCUCAAUAUAGAUUACUCUUUAAAAUAUAACAAAAAACUAUAUUACAAAUCUGCCUUUGUAGAUAGGAUCACAGAGCAACUAGUUAUUACGUGAUUGGAUGACGAAGGCUUUAGUGACAUCAUAUAUAGCAAAGAGAAUUUAUUUGCAACUCUUUUUUUUUUUUCUAGUUAUUUUAUAUUUCUUUUUUUGUCAACAAGGGACAUAAAGUUUAUCUUUAUAGUUUAAAGAAAAUUAAAAUGCCUAAUAACAUUUUGCAAUUACAAGAAAACAAUUAAAAAAUUAUAUAUUUAUAAAUAGAUAUGAUUUUCAAAUAACAAAUUUUCCCUUUAUUUUUAACUAACUGUAUAAUUGCGGUGCAUGGUCGUAUCGUGAAGUUUAAUAUUUAAAACCUUUCUCAAAAAAAAAAAGAAAAGCUGUCAACUGCAAAAAGCAUUUUUCAAAUGCGACUGAUAUUUCCAGAGAGUAACUUGUUUGAACAAACAGUUAAUUCCAAUUUAUAAUAUCAAAUAUAGACAAGAAAUUCUGCCAUCAGGUGCAAAACUUAUAUGAAUUUCCCUUAUUACUAAAGAAAUUUUAAAUGAGUAGGCACCUAUAGUGAUAAAUUUAUUAUACUUAUUUUUCUUUUCACGAAUUUUACAAAUAUCUUGAUAAAAACGCUGCUGUAACUACAUUAUAUCAGUUAUAACACAAUUUUAUUUUAAUAACUUUGCUAGAUAUUAAAUGAAAAAAAAAAAAAACAAUAUGUCUGUCAUAUUUUUGUGUAAUAUCCUACCUAUCAUAUACAAUGUAUUUUGUAUUCUAGGGAUAAAUAAAUAAAUAAUAGUUAUUUAUUAAUUAUGAUUUUUCAUUUUAUAGUUAUCGCUUUUUUUUUAAUUUAAGGCUAGUGAAAUAUUGUAAAUAAAUGUAAAUUAUCAUGU